GACAAACAUUAACAAACAAACCAGGGUCCAUCCAUCCAUCCGUCCACCAUAUAGGUAGGCAUACACACAUGCACUUGACACGACAGCAAGGCAUGCACAUGGACAGAACGGCCGACAGACAGACAACGCACAGACGCCAUGCACAACACUCUCUCUCUCUCUCUCUCUCACGGAGCACUCCUUCUUGCGUCGCUUAACGAGCGUCCGCCCAACCACCACACAUCCUACACACCGCGCCACAUGCCGUCUGUCUGUCUGUCUGUGUGUCUUUCUGCCCCCCAAUGAUGGGGGCCCCUGACAUGACAGGGACGCAGCGAAGAGCACAGGGCGGGCAGCCACAGGCAGACAGACAGAAGGGCACAGACAGACGGACGGGUAUCUGUACACUAGAGAAACACACGACGGGUAUCUUGUCCACCACUGAACAGAAACACUGCAGGCAGCGAGAAAGAAGAAACAGACGUGCGUGCCUGAAGCACGUACGAACGGUGUACGAAUGGCUGGCUGGCUGGCUGGCUGAUGGGCUGGUAAGCCCACUCACGACACCAGCGCACCACCACACCACACACACAGCAUCCGUCCAUCCGUCCAUCCAUCAGUGGCAGCCGAAUGCCACCAACCCACCGACCGGCUUACAACACACACACCACACACCCAUCCCACUGCCAGACAAACGGUGCUUGCUACCCAUCCAUCCAUCCAUCCCUCCCUCCGUCUAUGGUCUACUUUUUGGCUUUGCCGACGACGCCGCCCCUGAUCUCCUCUGCGAGCGCCCCCAGCGAGCCGGGAUUGUGCGGGAUGAAGAUCGUCUGGUGGCCCGACUGGGCCCCCAGAUCCUGACCACACACACACAUACACACACACACAUACACAUACACAUGGAUGACGCACACCAACACACAGUGGCGAUGUGUGCUGUGUGGUGGUUGCCGGCCGACGCACGUACCUUGAGUGUGUCGAAGUAUUGUGUGAUGAGAACGAGGUCGAGGACGUCCUUGGCGCCCAUGCCGCUGAUGUUCUUGGAGAAGUCGUGCACACUCUCGCGGAGACCGUCGACGAUCGCCUUGCGCUGCCGAGCGAUACCCUCACCCUGCCAACACAACACACGGAAGGACACAGGCACACGCGUGUGUGGGGCUGUGUGUGGGUAUGUGGUGGCCCAACUACCUGCAGGUACUUGGACUCGGCUUCCGCCUCAGCCUUCUUGACAAUUAACACCUUGUCAGCCUCUGAGCGAUGGGGGGAUCGAUAUGCAUGGUGAGAACACACACACGGCCAACACACACUCACACCAACCACCCUCCCUCCCUCACUGCCUGACUGACGGACUUACCGGCCUUCUCCUGGGUGGCUACCCGCUGUCGCUUGCUGGCAUUGAUCUCGUUCAUGGCGUCACGCACACGGCGGUCGGGCGACACAUCCGUCACCAACGUCUUGAUGAUCGUCCAACCAAACUCAUCCUACCAGGGCAACGAACGCCACACGCACAUCCGUCCAUCCAUCCACCUUAUGCCCUACACACGUAGGAAUGGCUGGAUGGGGGGAUGGGUAGAUACCUACCAUGGACUUGCGGAGUUCCUCCUUAACGGCGGUGGCGAUUUCCUCCUUGCUCUCAAAGACCUCGUCGAGGUUCUGACGGGGGACCGUGGCGCGCACCACGUCGAAGACGUAGCUGUUGAUCUGGCGGCCGGCGUCCUGCAGGCGGUAGUGGGCCUCGAACACCUUGUCCAGCUGAACCAUGAACUGAACCGACACAGUUAUCUGGAUGGAUAACACACACCACAACACGGUCACGGCAGGUACCGACAAGUGAGUGAGGCGUGACGUCUCGGAGUGUGUGUUGUGUUGUGUGUUGGUGCGUACAUCUACGAAGACGUUGUCCUUGGUUUUGGUGUUGACUGCGACGUCGAGCUGCUGCACGCGGCUCGACACCUCCCCCGCCUUGUACAUGACGCCUGUCCACACACACACAGACACAGAAACAAACACAUGCAGGCAGGCAGGCAGGCGGGCGGCAGGGAAGUCCAUCGUGUGUGCGUUGGUUGAUGCACAGAUCUCUGCCGUCCUUUGUGUGUUCUCUGUCGCAUAUAUACGGACAUGGGAGGGGCAGGCACAGAAACCCCGGUUGGGCGACAUUGGUGAACUUGCCGCAGGUCUCGAUGAUGUACAGCUUGUCCUGCACGCACACACACAUACACACGCAGCAGACGGGAUGGAUCACAACGAACGAGGCCUGCCCUCCUGCUGCGCUGCCGCCUCUCUCCCCCCUGCCAUCCCAUACAUCUCAUGCCAGCAGCAGUCCUUACAUUGGGCACCGAGUGGCAGAAACCCAUCUUGGCGUCUUUCUCUGCGGUCCUACACACCAGCCCUUCACUCCAAACCACACCGCUUCCCAA
Vitrella brassicaformis is the source of this 2396-nucleotide messenger RNA. Lineage: Eukaryota; Vitrellaceae. The record is from the annotation of a GenBank genome assembly.